Penaeus vannamei (Pacific white shrimp) is the source of this 1901-nucleotide messenger RNA. Lineage: Eukaryota; Metazoa; Arthropoda; Malacostraca; Decapoda; Penaeidae. The record is from RefSeq and is a predicted model, not a curated record.
CCUUGCGAGGCGAAACAUCUCCUCCCUCCCCGUCCGCCGCCUCAGCACGCCCAAAGGAGAAUACGAAGAACCCACUUAAGGAAUUAAUUAAGAAGCGAAUAAGAAUUCCGGACAGUGAUUUGCUGGAUGUUUAUCUAGGUCGCUCGCAGAGACCGCGGGCCUAAACUCAGCCACCAUGUUCGUGCUGCGCCUGGUGGCCGCCAUAUGGUGCUGCUCGUACCUCGCCCUCACGCGGAAGAUCCCCUACUACGACACUUUCGACGAUGACUUCUACUCCGAACUGAGGAACCUGCUGGAGGAGCACCAGAGCGGGAAGGGCGCGCCCCCCGUGGCCCACCCCCGCGAGGUGCGCGGCUGGGGCGAGGAGUUGGGCAUCGGGCAGGUGGCGGGCGUGAGCGUGGACCCCGACGGCCACCCCGUCGUGUUCCACCGUGGAGGCCGAGUCUGGGACUACACGGAGCGACGGCAGUUCCCGCGCCCUCUACGUGCCGCACGGCCUGGCGCUGGACGACAGCCGCGACGCCCUCUGUGUGGCCGACCGCGAGAACCGCCGUGUACUGUGCCUCAGGGCGGGUCUCCGUCACGUGGACGACUUCGGCGAGGCCUUCAUGACGCUGCAGGAACCCAACCAGGGCCGUGUGUUCGACAUCGCCACUGUCAACGGCGUGGUGGUGGGCGUGGCCGGCAGCGAAGACGAGGGCGCUGCCACGGGAUUCACGGCCGAUCUGAGCAACGGGAAAUUGCUGGACGCGUGGGGGCCGCUCGUGGGCUUCCACAACCCGCACGCCAUUGCCGUGAGCCGCGACGGGGCCGCCAUCUACGUCUCCGAGAUCGGGCCGAACCGCAUCUGGAAAUUCCUCCUGGAGAGUCCUGCAGCCUACUAAAAACGAUCCUUCGUCUGCAGUUUUGCUUCUUGUUGCUUUUGGAAUGGCUCCCUCUAGGGGGGACGUUGAUAGAUAUAUAUUUGUAGAGAGAAGCGAUUUUUCUGAGAAUAUUUUCCAGGUGCAAAAGAAUGCUAUUGUCUAGACACGGAAUACUUUGCAGAUAAUGGGUCCUUGAGAAAAAUAUAUGGGAUAAUGCAAAAGGGACAGGGAAAAUAGGAGAAUGGUGCUAUCUUUAGAAAGAUUAGAAAGAGAUGUCUUCAAAACGAAUUAUCCGAGAGAAAAAAGUGUUGCAUAUUCUGAAAAAAAUACACAUAUAAUUCCUCUCUUGAGGGUUUUUCUUGUACAAAGCGAUUAUUGUUCGAAAAUGUUUCCAGAGAAGGAAAAAGGGAGUGUAUUAACGGAUUACGAAAAUGGCCAAACGUAUAUUGCAUUCAUUAAAAAUCUGUCCCAGGCAUUCUGGCCUAAAUAAGACUUAAUGACGUCACAGAUUAUGUAAUAGCUUAGUGAAAUUCAGAUGGUAAUACAUAUGCAGUUACAUUUCCAACCCGCCACUUCUGGAUACAUCUUGCAUUACCCACUUGUACAAUUUAUAAUCAUUAAGCACUCCGUUUAUCAAACAUUCAUCAUUCUUAUCAGUAUUAUCCAAUUCCUGAAUGCAAUCAGACUGCCACAGCGUUUUAUAGUAUAACUGAUCAUGGUUCUCUGUUGUAUCUAAUAAUAGAUGAAGGUGAUUUUCUCAAAAGAAAGACGGGGUUACUAAGAAACUUCAAGUCUUUAGCGACGAUUAGCGCAAAUAUCGUUAGUUGAAAUAUGAUAUACAUCUCUCGAAAGACCAGCAAAGAAUCUAGCUAGUUGAAUACAUAGCUUUAUCUGGAUUUUUCAAACAUAUCAUGUAGAAAGGGUAUAAGAUUCUUUUCAAAACAGACUUGAUAUAGGUGGCUGAAAAUUAUGCUUUGUGUAUCAAAAGGAAAAGAGUAGAUACUGCCCUGGGUGGCAAAUGAAAUUUUGCAGCCAAUG